UGUGGCAAUGAAUGGCUUUAAAGUCGAUGAUUUUGUAGCUGGUUGGAUAGGGGGAGCCGCCAGUACUGUUGUGGGACACCCCCUGGAUACAGUGAAGACUCGUUUACAAGCUGGGAAAGGUUACAAAAACACCUUUCACUGUAUUCUCACAGUCUACAGAAAGGAAAAUGUCUCCGGGUUCUUCAAAGGCCUGUCUUUCCCCCUGGCAAGUAUUACUCUCUACAACUCAGUGGUGUUCGGGGUGUACAGCAACAUGCAGCGUCUUAUUAGAGAGUCCCGCACUGGCACAGAGAGGCGUGGUCCUGACCUUGUGGAGCUGGUGCUGUCCAGCAUCGCUGCCGGAUUCAUCUCGGUGGGAAUCGGGGCCCCUGUGGAUUUGGUCAAAAUACGGCUGCAGAUGCAGGCCCAGCCAGUUCUCACAGAGAACCUUAACCUAGCAGGCAAUGUCCCUCUGCGUUCUGUUGAGCUCCGAGAGCAGCAGCCUGUCUUUAGGGGACCUGUCCAGUGCAUCAGCAUCAUCGUGCAGAGCGAGGGGAUCCCAGGGCUGUACCGCGGGGCUGGGGCCAUGGUCCUGCGGGACGUCCCAGGAUACACCCUCUACUUCGUUCCUUACACGCUGCUCUGUGACUGGCUGUCCCCAGGGGAGCGUGCUACCCUCAAUCCAUUUUACAUCUGCCUGGCGGGAGGAGUUGCAGGUUCAAUUUCUUGGGUCACGGCCACACCAGCAGAUGUUGUAAAAAGUCGUCUUCAGGCAGAUUCAGUUUAUCAAAGAAAAUAUAAAGGGAUUGUCCAUUGCAUCCUGCAGAGUUACAAGACUGACGGUCUACAGGUAUUUUUCCGCGGGGUCACUGUAAAUGCCAUCCGGGGGUUCCCCAUGAGUGCCACCAUGUUCCUGGCCUACGAGCUUUCUCUCAAGUUCUUCAGGGGUCUGUAGUGGAUUGGGUGCAUCCACUGGCCUCCCUGAGUCUACCUCAGUCACUCACAUCGCUGAGGACUGGGUGGAGCGUCUCCCCAGACUUGCAGAAUGGAAGACACUGGAGAGAGAGAGAGGCGGUGUGCUGGAUGACUUGAGAUUUUAUAAAUGCAGGUUUAUAGACUGCAGAGGAGAAUGUGGAUAUAUUUGAACAACACAGACCCUGCAUGGUCAAAUUGCUGUGCAUGUGAGGAGAUCAUUUGCCCCCAUAUUAUACAAAACUUUAAGCAUACAACUCUUCAUGGGAUUUCCAAAGCAUGUAAAUCCAAAGCUCUGUAUGUGUGUGUGUGUGUGUGUGUGUGUGUGUGUGUGUGUGUGUGUGUGUGUGUGUGUGUGUAUAUA
Polyodon spathula (Mississippi paddlefish) is the source of this 1315-nucleotide messenger RNA. It is a transcript of the gene slc25a48, whose product is annotated as solute carrier family 25 member 48. Bases 8 to 934 code for a protein of 308 amino acids. Lineage: Eukaryota; Metazoa; Chordata; Actinopteri; Acipenseriformes; Polyodontidae. The record is from RefSeq and is a predicted model, not a curated record. Gene Ontology annotation, cellular component: mitochondrion. The transcript is spliced from 7 exons. Gene Ontology annotation, molecular function: transmembrane transporter activity. Gene Ontology annotation, biological process: transmembrane transport.